GUAAAAAUCCGGAAAUCAGGCACCUGCUCCAGCUAAAAGUGUGAGAAAAUACAGUUAUCUGACAGCAGACAGAUAAGAUUUCCUAAAUUAUUAUACUACGAAGUAUUUUAAAAUCUGGGACAGAAAAAUAGAAAUGCCAAGAAUUGUCGAGUGUGUUCCGAAUUUUUCGGAGGGCAGAAAUAAAGAGGUGAUAGAAGCUAUUGCCAACGCUAUUGCCUCAACAGAGGGAUGUAAUUUACUGGAUGUUGACCCAGGAGCCUCCACCAAUCGUACUGUGUACACAUUUGUAGGGUCACCAGAGGCCAUCGUAGAGGGGGCCCUUAAUGGAGCUAGGGUGGCUUAUCAGGCUAUUGAUAUGAGGAGACACAAAGGUGAGCAUCCCAGGAUGGGGGCGCUGGAUGUGUGUCCAUUUAUCCCCGUACAGAACGUCACUAUGGAGGAGUGUGUGGAGUGUGCCAAAGAAUUUGGAGAGAAACUCGCACUAGAACUCGGAGUACCAGUUUAUCUGUAUGCAGAAGCCACAGAGAAUCCAGACAGGAAGUCCCUACCAUAUAUACGACAGGGAGAAUACGAAGGACUGCCAGAGAAGUUAUCCCAACCGGACUGGAAACCAGACUUUGGUUCACCCGAAUUUGUACCGAACUGGGGAGCCACAGUAACUGGUGCCAGGAAUUUCCUGAUUGCUUACAAUAUUAAUGUCCUUUCUACAAAAGAACAGGCCCACAGAAUUGCCCUCAACAUCAGGGAGCAGGGCCGGGGCAAAGAACAGUGCUAUGGAACUGGGUUUGAUGUUGAAGGGAACUAUGGGACUAAAUGGCAAUACCAGCCUGGCCGAUUGAAGCAUGUACAGGCCAUUGGGUGGUACCUGGAGGAGGCCAAUAUGGCCCAGGUGUCGGUCAACAUCACAGACCACGAAGAGACCCCCAUACACAAAGUCUACGAGGAGGUCAACAAAGACGCAAAGGAUUUGGAUCUAGCAGUGUGUGGAUCACAGAUUGUGGGUCUGAUUCCACUAAAGGCCAUUCUACAAGCUGCGGAGUACUACAUGAAGAAGGAGAAUUUAUUUAUUCUGGAGGAGGAUCAAAAACUCAGACUGGUAAUUAACAGACUAGGAUUAAACUCCUUAGGACCAUUCAGUCCCAAAGAGAGGAUUAUUGAGUACAUGAUCUCGGAUGAUGCGGAUGGUGGGCCCCUUGUAUCCAUGGACGUCAGAGACUUUGUGAUGACUGUGGGGUCACGGUCUCCCUCCCCUGGGGGUGGUUCUGUGUCAGCCCUGGCAGCAAGUCUUGGGGCCUCCCUUGGUAGUAUGGUGGGGUUCCUGACCUAUGGAAACAGGAAAUAUUACGAGUUGGACAGUAAGAUGAGAGAACUGAUCCCCCCGCUGUACAAAGCCAUGAAAGACCUGAUGCAGUUUGUGGAUGCUGAUGCCGCAGCGUAUAGUGAAUAUAUGUUGGCAACAAAAUUGCCAAAAGAGACAGAGGAAGAUAGAAUGAUGAGAGAUUAUGCCAUGCAGGAAGGUCUGAAGACAGCAAUACAGGUUCCACUCACCGUGUCUAGAAUUGCCAAUCAGUUAUGGCCGACCAUCAAAGAGUUAGCUGCUAUCUGUAACAUUAACUGUAAAUCAGACCUGCAGGUUGGAGUAAGAAUGUUAGAAACUGGUGUAUGGGGAACAUUUUACAAUGUAAACACUAAUCUAGCUGACUUAAAGGACCCAGAAUUUACAUCUCAGGUCAAAGAAGAAAUGUCUGCUGCCAUUAAAUACGCACAAGAAGAAUGUGCUGCAAUAUUAAAAAUCCUUGAAGGACGAAAAGAGUAAAAAACAAAUGUGUUCAAAACGAAACUGCAAUAAAACCGUCCAUUGUUGUGUGCCUGCGGAGGAAGUUUGAUUGUUUAUGGGAUUUUAAUCAGAUGUGUGAUGUAGUUUUUAGGAUAUCUACUAGAUACUAGGAUAUCUAGUAGAUAUUAGGAUAUCUAAUAGAUGUAAGAAAUAUAUAUCAAGUAGCUAGAUGUUAAGAUAUCUAGAUAUCAGGAACAGUUGUGUUCAAGAUAUAGGUUUUUAUUUAUUUGAUGAAAGUUUGUCCAAUAUUACUCUGAGAAAGCUUUAUGACAGAUCUGGAAUUUGAUUUUUUAUUCACGGAUUGUAAGAUUUGGUUCAACCUUUCUGCAUUCAUUAUUUUGUCCAUGUUGAAAAAUGUAAAAAAAAGUUCUUUAAUCUCAAGGGUACAUUUUUUAAAAGAAAUUUGUUGAAAAAAUCUAAACCUCCGAGUUUUGAUUAGAAAUUGAUUUAAAAUUAAAUAUAUUGCCUCCCACUUAAUUAAUCAAAUUGAAUUCAUAAGAAUUAGCCAUAGUAACAAAUAAAUUUGCUUGCAUGACCAACAAAGAUUUACCUUUUCUGUAAAUGGGGAGUUUAUUUGCUGCUUUGGGGUAGCAUCAGUAGUGAGAUUUGUUGCUUUGUGUGUUGUUUCUUGCCCUGGGGUAGUUGACAUAAUUGAACCUUCAGACAUAGUCCAUAUGUAUAUUUUACUUAAUUACUAGUAUGUACUUGAUAAUGUUCAUAAGCACAUGCAUGUACAUGAAGAACCUGUAACUUUUUGGUACUGUUCUUAUGCUUCCUUAUGCCUUUGUCACUUGCAAAGCUGACAUAAAGCAUUUGUGUUUUUUUUAUUUGUAUGUUAUUGACAAUUGUCAAUAUGCAUUUUCUCCCUUUUGUAUUAUUAAAGAGUAGAAUUGUGCGUGGCACUUUUUUUGUACUAAUAAUGCAGUGUGAAAAGGUUUUCCCAAAUUUAACCCAUUGUACAUAUUUUGCUUUAAUAUGCGAUGAGAAGCUUUUAGUUUUUUUUAGAAGUUGAAAAAAAAAACAUUUACAGUUUUUAGACACAAAAAGAAUUUUUCUUAAGACAAAUUGUGAAAUCCAUUUUUAUUUGCAUGCCAACAAAUGAAAGUCAUUUAUCCCUUAAAAUAUUUUAUUUUCUCUCAAACUGCUGUUUUGUUUAUAGUUUUGUUUAUAGAUUUAUAUCUGGUGAUUGUUAAGCAUUGUUAUGAUAGCCUGAUAUUUAUUUUAUUGAUGAUG
This is a messenger RNA of Saccostrea cuccullata (small rock oyster), 3070 nucleotides long. RefSeq names its product formimidoyltransferase-cyclodeaminase-like. The transcript is spliced from 16 exons. The record is from RefSeq and is a predicted model, not a curated record. Bases 134 to 1816 code for a protein of 560 amino acids. Gene Ontology annotation, molecular function: transferase activity; folic acid binding. Lineage: Eukaryota; Metazoa; Mollusca; Bivalvia; Ostreida; Ostreidae.